This is a messenger RNA of Aspergillus terreus NIH2624, 1686 nucleotides long. Its product is annotated as sugar porter family MFS transporter. Gene Ontology annotation, cellular component: membrane. Gene Ontology annotation, biological process: transmembrane transport; carbohydrate transport. NCBI's taxonomy places the organism in Eukaryota, Fungi, Ascomycota, Eurotiomycetes, Eurotiales, Aspergillaceae. Gene Ontology annotation, molecular function: carbohydrate:proton symporter activity. The record is from RefSeq and is a predicted model, not a curated record. The transcript is spliced from 5 exons. Bases 1 to 1686 code for a protein of 561 amino acids.
AUGGCGGACCCAACUUCCGUGGAUAUGGAGGCUGCUCCGCACAACAAGAUGGCAAAGGGAUCCAUGUGGCAGAGUCUCAUGAAGAAUCCAAAGGUGCUUUUCAUUGCGUUCUUUGCAUCUCUUGGGGGCUUUGAAUAUGGCUAUCAGCAGGGUGUGCUUGGCCAGUCUUUGGUCAUGACUCGCUUCACACAGAACUUCCCCACGGUCGUGGCAUCUUCGACAGCCACUGGCUGGCUGACCUCAAUUCUCCAGGUUGGUGGAAUCGUCGGGUCUCUCUCGGCGGGUGUGCUGGGCGAGAUCUUUUCGCGCAAAUACACCAUGUUCUUCGCCUGCUGUUGGGUGAUUCUGGGGAGCUAUCUCUACAUCGGUGCUACUGCCGGUAACCCUGCCUGCCUCUAUGCGGGCCGCUUCUUUACUGGUCUUGGUGUCGGUCUGUUCAGUGGUGUUGGACCAUUGUACAACGCCGAGCUGGCCGCCCCCGAGAUGCGAGGCCUGCUCGUCUCCUUCUACCAGUUCGCCACCAUCCUCGGCAUCAUGAUCUCCUUCUGGGUCGGCUAUGGUAGCAAUUACAUAGGUGGAACCGGGGACUCUCAAUCCGAUCUGGCAUGGCGUCUACCGUCCAUCAUCCAAGGCAUUCCGGCUGCUUGCCUGGCGUGCGGUAUCUGGUUCAUGCCAUUCUCGCCCCGCUGGUUGGUCAAGAAGGGCCGCGAUGAAGAAGCACAGGCUACUUUGGCUUGGCUGCGCAAACUUCCUGUCGAGCACGAGCUCGUCCAGGUCGAAUACCUCGAGAUCAAGGCCGAGGCGGUCUUUGAGGAACGCGCAUUCGCCCGGAUGGUGCCCAAGCUGGCUGAGCGCGAGCGACAGAGUGUUUUCAUGAACCAGGUUGCCCAGUAUGCCAAUUGUGUGCGGUCAAUGGACAACUUGAAGCGGGUGGCUACUGCCUGGUUGAUUAUGUUUUUCCAGCAGUGGAGUGGUAUUGAUGCUAUCAUUUACUACGCAUCCAACGUUUUUCAGAGUCUUGGUUUGACUAGUGGCACCAUUGCGCUGUUGGCAACUGGUGUUACCGGUGUUGUUUUCAUUAUCAGCACCAUCCCCGGCAUGCUCGUCAUCGACAAGAUCGGCCGCAAGCCCAUGCUCAUCGGUGGCUCAGUCGUCAUGUUUUGCAGCAUGGUGAUCGUAGGCGUUAUCGUGGCCAAAUUCCAGCACGACUGGCCGUCGCACGUUGCCGCCGGCUGGACCGCAGUUGCUCUUAUUUGGUUGUACAUCGCAGGCUUCGGUGCCACCUGGGGCCCAUGCUCUUGGACUCUCGUCUCGGAGAUCUUCCCCCUGUCUAUCCGUGCCAAGGGCGCCUCGAUCGGUGCGUCGAGCAACUGGAUCAAUAACUUUGCCAUUGCGUUCUUUGUGCCUCCAAUGCUUCAAGCCUGGGAGUGGGGAACCUACAUCUUCUUUGCCGUCUUCCUGGCAGUCGGCAUUGUCUGGGUCUGGUUUUUCCUGCCCGAGACCAAGAAUGCGACUCUUGAGGAGAUGGACCGCGUGUUCGGAAGCCAUUCUGGUCAGCGAGAUGCGGAGCUCCUCCAGGAGGCGCAGCGCGCUGUCGGCCUGACGUCUUUCCUGGAGAGCAUGGGGACUGCUACCGGGCGCAAUCUGGAGAAAAAAGAGAAGGAAGAAUUUAUCGAGGAGCUAUGA